Molecule: messenger RNA, 705 nt
Organism: Jatropha curcas
Lineage: Eukaryota; Viridiplantae; Streptophyta; Magnoliopsida; Malpighiales; Euphorbiaceae
Source: RefSeq, a predicted model, not a curated record
AUGUCCCUUGACGAUAUUAAUCAAGAAGCAAUAAGAGCCCUGGAUCGGCUCCUGACGACGUGGCAGCACGAUAUGUUUAACGGAUCAAGGGUAUGGGAUACGACGGACAAGGAGGCCGGGCUCGCUAUUGAGACUGGGACGAAGCUUUACAUCUUCUUAAUUAGAUUGGCGUCUCAAAACGAGGAUAUUAAGUAUUUUGAAGAGAACCAAGAUGCUGAUAAUUCAUAUUGGUUUGUUUUAAAUCCUGAAUUAUUCUUACUCGGAAUUGUUUCUGAAAGUUUGGGUACGGCAGAAGUUGUUCUUCUCUCGACGAACAGAUGCCUUGCUGCUGUGAAGAGAUACAAUGUUCCCAACUUGAUGGGAAGACCAAUGAAGAUAGAGAUUUGUGGAAAUAUUGGCUACUUUGCUGCAUCCUUCAGCUGGGGCAAGGAAAGAGGUGGUGCAGUGGGGCGGCAACGUGGUGGCAGUGGCGGUGGCCGUGGAUUUUGGAAGAGGUCGUGGAGUGGGAGGGGCGGGCGGGGGCGGGGCCGUGGUGAAAAGGUAUCCGCAGAAUGAUCUGAUGCUGAUCUGGAGAAAUACAUUUCUGAGCUAAUGCAGACCAAAUUAAAUGCUUUUCUUUUGUUUCUUGGUUGGACGUUCAACCCUCUAUUUUGGCUUUUUUCAUAUGCUAAUGGUGGUUCAACAACCCCAACUGCUGUUCUGUAA